AGGACGUCACCUCCUCCCCCACACCUCCCACUCUGCUCAGCUCCUCCGCCGGGGAAACAGUGCUCGGACAGCGGCUGCCAUUUGGCGCAGUGUUGAGCUCCAGCAGUCAUCUAAUUUAUUUCUCCGCCGCGUUCGUUCGUUUUAUUUAAUAGAUCUCCGUCGUCGAACAGUCACAAUGAGCUCAAUCAACGUCAAAAAGCUGAAAGUCAACGAGCUGAAGGACGAGCUGAAAAAGCGCGAUCUCUCGGACAAGGGGCUGAAGGCCGAGCUGAUGGACCGCCUGCAGGCCGCGCUGGACGACGAGGCCUUCGCCGGCGACUCCCCGCUGGACCAAGAAGCCGCGGCGGGCGAGGGUCUCGGCCAGGCCGCCGACGCGGAGUGUAUGGGAGAGGAAGAAGAGGGCGAGGGCCCGGUAGAAGAAAGCAUGGAGGCCAACGAGGAGGAGGAGGAGGAAGAAGAAGAGGAGGAAGAGGAAGAAGAAGUAGAGCAAGAAGCAGAGCCGGAGCCAGAGAACGGGGGCGAUGCUGAACGCGCUGCCGAGGACGAGGAAAUGGGCGAAGGGGAAGAGGAGGCGGACGAGGACGACGAGAUGGAUCCCAUGCUCAAGGGAGAUGUGGACGACAUGGAGAAAAUCGACACGGAGGAUGGUGAGCCCGGGGACCAGGCUGCAGAGGGGGAUGCGGACAAAGACACGAAUGCUGAUCAGAAGAAUAAGAAGGGUGUUAAGAGACGCCGGGAGGAACAUGGAAGGGGCUACUUUGAAUUUAUUGAAGAGAACAAAUACAGCUGGGCUUCAUUUAAGUCUCCUGUGCCACCUCUGGAGGAGGAAGAUGAGGAGUUUGAUGACACUAAAGUCUGUCUGGAUACCUACAACUGCGACCUGCACUUUAAGGUGUCACGGGACCGUUACAGCGCCUCAUCUCUCACAAUGGAGAGUUUUGCUUACCUCUGGUCUGGAGGCAAGGCUACCUAUGGUGUGAACAAGGGCAAAGCCUGCUUUGAGAUGAAGAUUACAGAGAAAAUCCCCGUGAAGCACAUUUCCAGCAAGAACAUGGAGAUCCAUGAUGUGCAGGUUGGCUGGUCCCUGGCUACUGGCACCCUGCUCCUGGGUGAGGAGCUGCAUUCAUACGCCUACUCUGGGAAAGCCAAGAAGACCACCAAUUGUGUGACUGAGGACUUUGGAGAAACUUAUGAGGAGAGUGAUGUCAUCUGCUGCCUUAUUGACUUUGAAGGUGAGGAGGUGGUGCUGUCCUUCUCUAAGAACGGUGGGGAUCCCGUCAUGGCUUUCCAGUUCAACAAGGACACACUGAAUGGCCAGGCCCUUUUCCCCCACGUCAUCUGCCACAACUGUGCCGUGGAGUUCAACUUUGGUCAGAUGGAGACUCCUUACUUCCCCCAGCCCCAGGGCUACACCUUCCUGCAACAGAUCGAUGUCAGUGAGCGGGUCCGGGGACUUAAGGGUCCACAGACCAAGGCAGACUGCGAGAUCGUAGUGAUGGUUGGUCUGCCAGGAUCGGGGAAGACCACAUGGGUGAAGAGCCAUGUACAGGAGAACCCUGGAAAAUAUUACAUCCUUGGCAGUGACACCAUUGUGGACAAGAUGAUGAUUAACAGCCUGAAACGCCAGUCAAAGGACAUUACAAAGCUGACAGCCAUUUCCCAGCGAGCGCCACUUUUCUUGGGAAAGUUCAUUGAGAUUGCUGCCCGCAAGAAGAGAAACUACAUCCUGGAUCAUACCAACUUGUCUGCCCCGGGCCAGAAGAGGAAGAUGUGUCUGUUUGCAGGCUUCCAGCGUAAAGCUGUAGUGGUCUGCCCCUCUGACGACGACUACAAGGAGAGAGUCCAGAAGAAGGUGGAGAGUGAUGGCAAAGAAGUGCCUGAGCAUGCUGUCCUCAAAAUGAAAGGCUUCUUCUCUCUGCCUGAGGAGGGGGAGAGCUUCAGUGAGAUUGUCUAUGCUGAGAUGCAGAAGGAGGAGGCUGCCAAGCUGCUGGAACAAUACAAAGAGGAAAGCAAGACUGCCCUGCCUGCUGAGAAAAAACCCAAUCAGGGAAGCACAACACCAAAAAGAGGUGGAGGCCUUCGCGGCGGUGGCCGAGGAGGCAAGAACCAGUUUGGCCGCGGCGGUGGACCUGGACAGAGAGGUGGUGGCCGUGGAGGCUUCCAGAACAGAGGCAACUUUAGAGGAGCUCCUGGUCCUCGUGGCGGCUUCAACCGCCCACCUCGUGGCUUCCUGCCACCCCCAGCCUUCAGGGGAGGAUUCCCUAACCGCGGAAACUUCAACCGGGGUGGCGGCGGCCCCCUUCCCAGCCUGGGUGGAUCCCCCAGGGGGCCCCCAAUGAGGGGUAACAUGGGACCCAGAGGAGGACACAUGAACAGAGGCGGCCCAAUGCACAGAGGCAACAUGAACAGAGGAGGAGGAGGUGGAGCCAGCAUGAGUCGUGGUGGAAACAGGGGACAUCCCAACCAGUUUCAGCCGAGAGGUGGUAACCGUGGCAACUUUGGCAACAAGAAUGGCAACUUUGGAAACAACAGGAACAGCGGAAGCUUUGGCGGAAACAGAAAUGGCAUGGAUAAGGCCCAAGCUUUCAACCAGAGCUGGCAGCAAGGGUUUUGGAACCAGAAGCCCUGGAGCCAGCAGUAUCAGCCUGGAUAUUACUAAGACACUUGUUCUAACGGACUGGUGGCCGACACAGAGAUCCACCUCUUGCCACGGAACAUCCCUCCAUCCCGCUAUCUGAUUUUUUUAUUUUAAUUACUCGUUCAUUUUUAUUCUUGUCCUCAAUCCCACUCUAAUUAAUCUAAACCCCACCCAUUGACUGCCAAGACUGAAGAGAUAUGGAGCAACAACAUUCCACAUCAGAGAGACCAGGCAGCCAGAGUGUAAAUCAGAGCUUUAUAUAUGAUAUCUGUAUACACAUGUACAACGUGGGUUUGGUCUCGUUCAAUUAUCUGAUUUAUUUCUUUUGUCCUUUAGUUGUAUAUUUGAUUCAUCUUUUUGACCACUUUUAACUGACAUGCUUUUAAAAAAGUAAUCUGUAAGAUCAGAAACAUUUCCCUCCUGGCAGAUGCAAGAUUCUUUUCAGGGUUGUGCAUUUUAUCUGUGCUGUGGUUUUUUUGUUUUUGCUUUUUUAUUACAAAUUGUAAAUAUUUUUUUUUGGUUUUCCAUAGUCUGUAUGAGAAGUUUAAGAAAUGGUAUUGAUUGAAAGGAGCCGUAGCUUCUGACGAGAAGCAUGGUAGCUGAUUAUAUUGUUAGACUGUACAUGUCAAUAGAGUCCACUGUUGAACAGUUGAAGUGAAGAUUAAUUACAGUGACUUUUUUUGUCUUUUGUUCCCCCUAGCAAACCUGUAACCUAAACUCCAUAGACCUACAAUAAACAACUCGAUGGCUUUUUAACAUU
Molecule: messenger RNA, 3398 nt
Organism: Hippoglossus stenolepis (Pacific halibut)
Lineage: Eukaryota; Metazoa; Chordata; Actinopteri; Pleuronectiformes; Pleuronectidae
Gene: hnrnpub
Product: heterogeneous nuclear ribonucleoprotein Ub
Exons: 14
Coding region: 176-2659 (827 amino acids)
Biological process (GO): RNA localization to chromatin; regulation of chromatin organization; negative regulation of telomere maintenance via telomerase
Cellular component (GO): nuclear chromosome; mitotic spindle midzone; membrane
Molecular function (GO): RNA polymerase II cis-regulatory region sequence-specific DNA binding; poly(G) binding; TFIIH-class transcription factor complex binding
Source: RefSeq, a predicted model, not a curated record